AUGCUCCAGCAAAUCACCAAUUUCACCCCACUUCCACUAAAUGAGCUUACGCAUUCAUCAACCACCACGAAUACCACUGCGCGCGUAAUCAUUAUUGCUGAUGUUGGCAUACUUUUAGGCGCCAAGAACACAACGUCACCGCAAUUGAUUUGCGGCUUCCAACAACGAUAUAUGGAUAAUAGAUGCGCCCACAAAGACGAAUUCGGCACACAGCGUGUCUACAAGAAGACCUCACCAAAUUGUGUGCUUACCCUGUAUUUACCAUCACGUGAGAUUACACUCUCCGGCAAUAAUCCAGCUAUACUACGUGGAAUAAUCUAUGUGGAUCCCAAAGCGAUACAAGGUUACCGAGUUUAUGCUCAGUUAACUUUGACAUUUCGCUAUGGCCGCGAGGAUGAAGAAGUGAUGGGUUUACGUUUCUGCAAUGAGGCCAUCAUGUCGCUGCAUCAAGUUUGGCCCAGGAAUGAGGAGCCGGCGCUUGAAUCGCUUAGUCCACUGCAGGAAGCCUUAGUGAAACGUCUGGGCGAUGGUGCGCACCCAUUCACGCUCACCUUAACGCCACAAGCGCCACCCAGUGUACAAUUAGUGCCGGCAAAACGGUACUAUGGCGCACCAAUCGGCACCAGCUACGAUGUGCGCUGUUUCAUAGCCGACAAAACGGAUGAGAAAUUCCACAGACGCGCCUCGGUUAAAAUGGGCGUACGCGUCAUCUAUCGCACCGAUGUGUAUAAUCAUGGCAAUGGUCCGGAGAAUUUUGCUGCACUCAUCAAUAGUCAGGGCGCCUCACCGCCUCUAACCGCUGCUCUAACCUCACCGCCAGCCGCACUCACUAAUACUGGCUUAUCCUCGGUGCACACACAAAAUGGCAACACUACACCUGCACUGGGUGGCAGUUGUAGCGCCGAUAGUAAUGUCAGUUUUGAUGGUAGCGGUAGUGGUGGUGGUGGUGGUGGUGGCGGUGGCGGUAUUGCGGCUCUUGCAUCCACCAACACUGGCAGCGAUCGCGUAACACCAACACAGCCAACUACACAGAGUCAUGCCAAGCCAAAGAAGUCGGAGCGCGGUGAUUCGUUUCCUAAGUUGCGUCUGUCGCCGAAAUCGUUUCGCUUCAGCGGUCGCUUUGGACGCAGUAAAAGCGAAAUUGAGAAAUGUCCCAAUGAUCCGUUCUACAACUAUAGUAAAUCGUUUCAGGAGGGCACCGGUUGUCAAGUCAUAGAUUAUGCUGACGACAUAGCAAUCGCAGCAACGGGCAAACAUCUGCAAGUCCUGAGUGAAUUAUUGCAAAAUGCACUCAGUCUUGUAAACGUCUGGUUCAAGGAAUGUGGACUUAGCGUCAAUCCUACCAAGCCCGAGAGGAAUAAUAGAUGCGCCCACAAAGACGAAUUCGGCACACAGCGUGUCUACAAGAAGACCUCACCAAAUUGUGUGCUUACCCUGUAUUUACCAUCACGUGAGAUUACACUCUCCGGCAAUAAUCCAGCUAUACUACGUGGAAUAAUCUAUGUGGAUCCAAAAGCGAUACAAGGUUACCGAGUUUAUGCACAGUUAACUUUGACAUUUCGCUAUGGUCGCGAGGAUGAAGAAGUGAUGGGUUUACGUUUCUGCAAUGAGGCCAUCAUGUCGCUGCAUCAAGUUUGGCCCAGGAAUGAAGAGCCGGCGCUUGAGUCGCUUAGUCCACUGCAGGUGAGUGCGCUACCAAGGUUCACACACAUUUUUAUGUACUACAUAUGGGUAAAUCCAUGUCAAAUUGACCAAUGUUUGCACACGGCCAGUUUGGAUUUGUAUGAAUUUUAG
Rhagoletis pomonella (apple maggot) is the source of this 1794-nucleotide messenger RNA. RefSeq lists its product as uncharacterized. Gene Ontology annotation, biological process: signal transduction; G protein-coupled receptor internalization. NCBI's taxonomy places the organism in Eukaryota, Metazoa, Arthropoda, Insecta, Diptera, Tephritidae. The record is from RefSeq and is a predicted model, not a curated record. The transcript has 8 exons. Bases 1 to 1794 code for a protein of 597 amino acids. Gene Ontology annotation, cellular component: cytoplasm. Gene Ontology annotation, molecular function: G protein-coupled receptor binding.